Messenger RNA from Helobdella robusta, 924 nucleotides. RefSeq lists its product as hypothetical. Bases 1 to 924 code for a protein of 307 amino acids. The record is from RefSeq and is a predicted model, not a curated record. The transcript has 4 exons. Lineage: Eukaryota; Metazoa; Annelida; Clitellata; Rhynchobdellida; Glossiphoniidae.
AUGAAUCUGUGUGAUUGUGGUAUGUUUGUUAUCGAGUACGCAAAAGCUAAUCUAAGAGAAGAUGCAAAUGUAGACUGUAAUGACACUCGAAAAUGGAAUGAAAGACAGCUGUGUAAUGGAAUUGAACCCAUUAGGCCUAGUACAUGGCAGAAUAAUAUUGCUUACGUCUGCAGAACUGCUUUCCUUACGCCAACAGAAUUUCGUCGCUUACGUCAGCAGAAUCGUGGCCUGCUUAUAUCUCAAUAUGUUCAUAUCAAUAACUCUAAAUCUACUCCUUCUCUAAUCACUACUGGCGUUCCUCAAGGUUCAACAUUAUACUUUGGUUGCAAACUCGGCGACCAGGAUAAGAACUGGGCGCCUCAUGUAAGGUGUGCGAGGUGUGCAAGUUCACUAUCAUCAUGGGCAAACAGAACUGGUGGAGGACCAGCAUUCGGGGUGCCAAUGGUGUGGCGUGAACCACAAAAUCAUUGUACAGAUUGCUAUUUCUGUUCUGUCAGCAUCUCAGGUCGCAAUUCCAAGGGUCCAAAUCUACCUUUAGCUAUUCGUCCUGAUCCUCAUUUAACUGAACUCCCUGUUCCUGAACCUCCAUCGGAAAUCCCAAACACAGACAGUUCUGAUUUAGAUGAGGAUACUGAUGAUGAAAGUAACGAGUUGUCAGAAGAUGCAAACCGUGAACCCCACUUCAUAACAGGAUCUGACCAGGAUCUUGUUCGAGAUUUGUAUUUAACAAAGCAACAGAGUGAAGUGCUUGCUUCCCGUCAUCAGCAGUGGCAUCUGUUGGCUAGUGAUUUAGAGUCUCGUCAUUUAGAAAGAGAUGCAGAGAACUGCAGCAAUAAUCUCUCUAUGGAUGAAGAUCUUUGCUUCUGUAAUGACAUCAGUAGAUUGUUUGUUGAUCUAGGAAUACAAUAUAAUUCAUUUCAGUGA